Molecule: messenger RNA, 4038 nt
Organism: Schistosoma haematobium
Lineage: Eukaryota; Metazoa; Platyhelminthes; Trematoda; Strigeidida; Schistosomatidae
Product: Tegument antigen
Exons: 4
Coding region: 286-858 (190 amino acids)
Biological process (GO): microtubule-based process
Cellular component (GO): dynein complex
Molecular function (GO): calcium ion binding
Source: RefSeq, a predicted model, not a curated record
GACGAUUACAUAUCGACGAAAUUCUUAUCUAAUCAGAUAUUGCAUGUGUAAAUGAAUUAAUUUACACGUAUAUAUAUAUAUAUAUAUAUAUAUAUAUAUAUAUAUAUAUAUAUAUAUAUAGAAAUAUAUGCAUAUAAACGAUUCGAUUAAUUUAACUAGUCGAUUUAAGAAUUGUUUCCAUUUUAGUAAUUUAUAUUAACUCACUUUCGUCGUCGAGGUCGUUCAAGAAAAACAAAGAGAAUAGUUGUCAUUUGUUUUUCCCAAAUAUCAUUAUAAAAAUUAAUUAUGUCAACCGAAACGAGAUUGAGUUCAAUGGAAGAGUUUAUCAGAGCAUUUUUAGAAAUGGAUGCAGAUAACAAUGAAAUGAUUGAUAAACAAGAAUUAAUUAAAUACUGUCAAAAAAAUCGUUUGGAUAUGAGAUUGAUCGAUCCAUGGAUAGCGAGGUUUGAUACUGAUAAAGAUAAUAAAAUCAGUAUAGAAGAGUUCUGCCGUGGAUUCGGUUUAAAAGUAUCAGAAAUUCGACGUGAAAAAGAAGAAUUAAAAAAAGAAAAAGAUGGCAAGGUUUCUAAACUUCCACCAAAUGUUGAAAUUAUUGCAGCAACUAUGUCAAAAACAAAACAAUAUGAUAUAUGUUAUCAAUUUAAAGAAUAUAUUGAUAAUAGUAGUCGAACAAAUAAGGAUAUAAAAGAGGUGGCAAAUAAAAUGAAAACAUUAUUGGAUAAUACUUAUGGUCGUGUAUGGCAAGUGGUUAUAUUAACUGGUUCAUAUUGGAUGAAUUUUUCCCAUGAACCAUUUUUAUCAAUACAAUUCAAGUAUAAUAAUUAUGUCUGUUUAGCAUGGAGAACACCAUCUCAGUAAUAACUAUAUUAAUAAAAAUACAACUGACUAUGGAUUCAUAAAACAAUAUCAUAACAGUGUGUAGAUGAACAUUUUAAAACUUUAAGAAAAAUGAGGGAUUCUCAAAUAAUUUCCAAUUUGUUAAACAUUCCAUAGCCAUUAAUUCAUUUUCGCUAAUUUAAACAUACACUACUCUGUAAUAACAAAAAACGUUCAUCAGUAAAUGGGUUCAAUUAUUUUUUUUCAGUUUUGCAAUGAAUAAAAUUUAAGAUUUUUUGAAAGAAAGAUGAAGAACGUAUGGAUUUUAAGUGUUGAAUAUCUUGGUCACGUUGUUUUAUUCAACUUGAUAGGAUUAAUCUAUUAAAAUAUUUAUGAGGUUAAAGACGUUUAGGAUAUUACUUACUUACUUAUGCCUGUUACUCUCAGUGGAGCGAAAGCUGCCAACCAGCAUCCUCCGACCCAUUUUGUCCUGGGUUUUUCUUUUUAGCUCUAUCCAAUUGUUGUUCAUUCUUCUCAUAUCUGUCUCCAUUUCUCAGCGUAAUGUGUUCUUCGGUCUUCUUCUUCUCCUUUGGGAUUGAGCGUGGAGCCCCUCUGGGGUUCAUGUUGAUCCUAAGCCCGGAUAAAGGAGGAGGGUUGGGCACGGAGUUAGCGACCCCAUCCUGUAAAAAACGAACUCAACAAAAGAACGCUAAAAGCGUUUAGGAUAUAAUAUUAAUUAUUUGUUGUGAGUGAUUAAUCCUUAAAGUGAGCAAAAGUAAAACAUUUACGGCUUUUUUUGACGAAUAAAUCUACGAUUAACUUAAAUUUUUAUAACUAACAGACAAACUGUUUAUAAGGAAAACUAACUUAAUACCAUAAUUUCACCAAAGACAAUUGUGAAGAUAAUUUUCGCCACGGAGUGAGACUUAAUAAGGGAAUGCUGAAAUCUAGGUAGCAAUAGAUAAUUAUUUCAUCUCAAUACGUAAUUCACUAAUUGAUAUCCAUUCAUGACUUUACUAAGGAUUAAAUUCAACACUAUCAUAUAAAUCAGCGAACACGUAUUUAGAUCACUGAACCAGAACCCAAUGAUCUGUAUUUCUGAAUUUCGUCAAUUCUAAUGAAAUAAUAGAACUAUCAUCCAGCAGUGGUUAACUGAAUAGUCUCUGACAUGAUUGGACUCUCCUAAUCAUCAUUUCUCAAUAAAACGUCUUGAGUCCAUUACGAAACUAAUUAUAGGUUUGAAUUCAGCUAAGUAACAUGAUAAUAUUCACAGUUUGAACAAUACUUAAAUAGCUUGUUCAAGUUAUUUCAUGAAAAUGAUAGUUACCUUGAAGAAAAGUAACAAAUCAUGUGAAAAGAUAUACUAUUCGGGACUUACAAAAUGGUAGGAAAUGGACAUUUUCUAACCUAUCGCUAUUUAUUUUGUUAUAAGUUAUUUAAAACUGUUUUAUGAAGUUACUUAUUCUGUAGUAUUUAUUUUAGGGAAAUAAUACUGUAUAUUUUUGUACGGUUGAGUUUUCUGCAUAAAUGAAACAGUCAGUCGUGUUAUCCGGUCGACCGAGUUUCAUAAUAUACUAAGCUUUCAAAUUCUAAUUGUAUAUUCGAAUAUAAACAGUAUUAGGAACUACCCUUUGAAUAUAAAUGUAUUUGACUCGUCAUCAAAAGCUGAUUUCGUGUAUAUAAACAUGAACUUCUAAAGUUUCUCUGACAAAUUUAAUCAAACAAAAUAGCAAACUGGAAAACAAUGUAAUUCAAACAUCAAAACUAUGGAUUAAAAGUAUUUUGUUAAUAUCUCACUCAAAUCUAAUUACCAAUAAUUUAUAAGGUGACCACAUUGAGUUUAGUUCUGACAAGCUUCUAAAUUCACAUACUGGUCACAUAUUUGUUUUUCUCCUUAAACAUUCGAAUUUGAGAGGUGGAGAUACAACCAAAACAAGGAAAUAAACAAUGACACAUUUAACGUCAACAAGAACCAAUCAACAUCGAGGUCUACAGGACAAGCUUUGAACCAAAUGUGGAGAAAUUCGAACACUUCAAUUCUAUAUGAAGUUUGUGCUGAUGAUAUCGUUCAGAAGAACGAUAAAAGCUCCGAAACUAAACCAUACAGCUUAGAGAACAAAACUCCAUCAAAAACAUCCGAAUUUAUUUUUUAUACUUUAUACGGUAAAUGGAAAGGAAAGAAGAAAUUACUAAAAAGAUUAAUUAAGAAAAUGACAAUCCUAAAUUAGUAAAUAGGGAACCAUUUUGAUUUUCUCUGUAUUUAUUGUCAUUAUAAUGAUCAACUAGUUUAAUUGCUUAUUAAUUCUAUGAUUAAAACUGAAUCGAAAAAUAGAAGUAGAAAAUUUAGUUUCGUUCGGUUUUUUCAUCACUAAGCAAAUUAAGGCGUGAAUUUUAAAUUCUACCAAAGAAAAACUUCAACUUUUAUAGCGUAAACUCUUUGAAAAAUACGUUUAUUUUAUUAAACAUUCAAUAUGCCGAAUGUUUAUUUGAAUAAAUAAUCAUACUAAAUACCAAAGGUUUUUUUAAUUGACGUUUUUGUUUGUCAAACUCUUCAUAUUCUUUGUGCUUUGUUAUUACUUCGAAAAAUUAUGUAUAAAUCAGAUGUAUAGUUAAAUUAAAAUAAGUUCCAAAUAAAAAAAUAUUUUUUUGUUGAUAAAAAUUUGAUUUAUUUUGAAGUACUGCAAAGAAGUAACUAAUCAUCUUGAUACCUUAAAGUAGAUCUUAAUUUUAUUGCCUGUAAGAUUGACAUCCGGGGAUUUUUAAAUCAUUUCAAAUAUUGAAGAGUCUCUGAAUAUAAGUGUAAAUAUAAACAAAUUACUAUAUUUGUAUUAUCAGAAGGGUUGUUUUUUGGAUAUUAUAGUAUUUUUAAUAGUUAAGAUCAUGAAUCCAUUAAACUUAGACCACCAUGGAAAACCUGGAAGUAUUGGAUGGCUGUUUCGUCCUAUUGUGGAAAGCAGUGACCAAUUGAGUUCAGCCGGGUCUGUUGUGGGGUAGUAAAUCACUGAAGACAAUGAUGGAUGUUUCGCUCGAUCUCGUGGAAUAGUUGAAGUUAGACAUUCACACCGUUGGAUGCCAGCCCAGUAGUCUGGAGGUUAAGCAUUCACGCGCGAGACCGAUAGAUCUGUGUCAGAAAUCUCGCGAGGUGGGAUCGUGGAUGCGCACUGCUGAGGAGUCCCAUACUAGAACAAAAUGGCCAUCCAGUGCAUUCAGGUUUUCCAUGGC